AUCGAUAGUUUCGAUAUAAUAUAAUAACACAUGUCUUACCUUAGCAUUUCAACUUAUCUUUUUGUUUUACUCUGAUAAUUAAAUUAAUCCAACAUGGCUGUAGAAGCAAAUCAGAAUUGUGACCUUCUUGAUGUCAGUGAAAUCAUCGAUGUUUUAAAGACCAGUACUACGUCUUCUGAAAGUGCGUGCUCCAUUGAUCCAAACAAGCUCAAAUGUAUAGCUACAGAAUGUCUUCAAGCUUUCAUAAAAUACAAUUGGUUUUGCUCACAUUGCCAAUAUCCUCUUUUAUCUCCAGAAUUGAUUGAGCUUCUUAACGAAAGUUUUCCCGAUCCGUUCAAUUACUUAUCUCCUAAUGAUAAAUACAUUCCAGCCUUUUCGAGACUAAAAUACACUGUUCUACUCUGUUAUGCGACAUCUCUUCUUCACCAUUUUAAGGCUGAAGAAUCUUUGGAAGACUGUUUAUGGACAAUACGUAUUUUGAUUAUCAAGCAAAUAAUAAUCCACGAGUCAUGCAAUGUUACUUACGCAUCGUUGGAGAAAAACAUCGCAAUCUUGGAGAAACAUUUGGAAAACUUGGAAGAAAAGAAAACUGUGAUAUUAGGUUAUUCAUUGGCUGCUCAAGUCUACCUCUGGUAUGGUUACGUUCAAAUAGCCUUUCAAUUUCUUCAAAAAGCAAUUGAUCUCAGCAAUUUAAAGAUUGAUUUGGAAGGAAAAAUGGGAAAAAGAACGAAGUAUCAAAGCGAAUCAAAAUCAUUGUUAAGUGUCUCGAUCACUCGUAAAAGUGAUACAGAGGAGGCUGUUGGAGCUUGUAAUUUAAAUGAAACUAGUUUGGUUAGUUCCAUUGCUAGUUGUAGUUCGACCAAUGGAAGUUCAAAUUCUGUUAUAAGCAAUUUCCUUCCUAAAAAUGUAAAACUCAUGGAUGAUACUCUUCUCACAAAGGUCACUUUUGAUGAAGAAGUUGGCCAAUCAAGUGCCAUUGUUUUACGAGAAGAAGAAGAAACCAUAGUGUGUGGGUUAAUUUCUUAUCUCAUGCAGUCCACUGGCUCAGACAAUAAUCUUGUACAAGAAGAGGUAUUUGCUUACCUCGAUUACCUCAUUGAACAUAGUACAGUAUGGUCUGUAAACUUCAAAUGUUUAUAUCUCCGAAGUCUUUUGGAAAGAUCAAGAUCUCGAAAGCUUGAAAGGGGCAUGAUGCAAUUAGAAGAAUUGGUUAACUCCACUAAGAACGAAUCGUGUGCAGGAUGUUCAUGGAAGCUGCAUUUAUUCUAUCCAAUUUUAACAGAACCAAUCUGGAAGAUAGAAAAAGUCUUGGCUGAUACUUUAUUUUCAAUGGGCUGCGUCAAAACUGCUCUGGACUUUUACAAAGACCUUAAUCUAUGGGAAGAAAUGGUCAACUGUUAUUGCAGGCUGGAUCAGCGAGGUAAAGCAGAGCUAGUUGUCAGGCAGCAAUUAGAAAUCCAAGUAACUCCUUACUUGUUAAACAUUCUUGGUGAUGUUACCAACGAUAAGGAUUGUUACAUUAAAGCUUGGGAACUUUCAUCUCAUAAAAGCGCACGAUCUCAAAAAUCACUAGGCGACUGGCACUUCUUUCGUAAAGAAUAUGCUGAAGCAAUUCCAUAUUAUGUCACGUCGCUGGAUAUCAAUUCGAUAGCUUAUCCUGCUUGGUCUCGUCUGGCAUAUGCGGCAUUAGCUACAGAGGACUUUCCCCUUAGUGCAAAAGCUUAUCGGAGGGUUCUUGAAUUUGAGACAGACAAUUUCGAAGCGUGGAACAACUUGUCCAAAGCAUAUAUCAAAAUGGGUGAUAAACACAGAGCUUUCCGAACUUUACAAGAAUCGCUCAAGUGUAGUUAUGAAGAAUGGCGAAUUUGGGAAAAUUAUAUGCUUGUUUCUAUUGACGUUGGAGCAUUUGAUGAAGUUAUUCGAGCCUGGCAUCGUCUUAUUGAUAUCAAAGGAAAACAUGAAGAUGAUCAAAUAAUCGAGAUUUUAAUUAAUUCCAUUAUUGCUGAUAUCGAUUACAAAGAGGGAGAGAAAACAUCGAAACUUGUCAAAAAGGUUUUACAAUUAUUAGGUAGAAUUGUUGCCACCUCACCUGGAACUGCCAAAACUUGGAAAGCAUAUGCUAAGCUUCUGAUUUCAAAUAAUGAACCAGUUGAUAAAAUUGUCAAUUGUUUAAGCAAAUCUCAUCAGUGCUGUAUGAGACAAAUUAAUUGGGAAAAGGAUUCUUCAAAAACUUUAGAGAUUUUGGAAAAUGCUAAAGACUUAAGUGAUUAUUAUUUAGAUAUUUUUGAAAAAUGUGAUGAUCUUGAUAAACGGAAACUAUUUUUAUCAUCAUUUCGCCUAUCCUUGCGCAGCUUAUUAAGUAUAGCCGAAAAAAAUGCGCACUAUUGGAACACAAGUGAAAACUCUUCUGCAAUUGAAAAACUGUUUAAUAGUCUUAAACAGCAACAUGAAACCAUUUGUGCAAAAUUAGACUUGAAAUUGGAAAUUUAAUUUCAAAACACGAUAAAGGAUCAAUUUUUUUGGACAAUAGACAAUCAUUCUAGAAUCAUAAUUUAUAUAAAUUUUAAUUUAUAUCAAAUUUUCAAUAUUUUCAAUACGAAUAUGAAUGAUUGCUAAUAAAUUAUUAAUAUU
Messenger RNA from Tetranychus urticae (two-spotted spider mite), 2631 nucleotides. RefSeq names its product tetratricopeptide repeat protein 27. Gene Ontology annotation, molecular function: protein binding. The record is from RefSeq and is a predicted model, not a curated record. Lineage: Eukaryota; Metazoa; Arthropoda; Arachnida; Trombidiformes; Tetranychidae.